This is a messenger RNA of Mercenaria mercenaria, 1353 nucleotides long. RefSeq lists its product as uncharacterized. Bases 208 to 1353 code for a protein of 381 amino acids. The record is from RefSeq and is a predicted model, not a curated record. Gene Ontology annotation, molecular function: peptidyl-prolyl cis-trans isomerase activity. Lineage: Eukaryota; Metazoa; Mollusca; Bivalvia; Venerida; Veneridae. The transcript is spliced from 7 exons.
AAACACUUUUUAAACACCCCUCGACAUGCGCGUACCAGUGACAACGAACGGCGUGUUCAGAUAUGACAUUACAAAAUGUAUAACGACUGUAUGCUUGUGCCUAGAAGCCUCAUACAUGGCAUGGAGUAACAAAGAAGCAAAGCUGAUCACUUACUCCACGAAAAAUGUAUAGCCUUCUAAUUGACUGAUGCAGUAGAACCAGGGAUAAUGGAUCUUCUAAGAAAGCCUUUUGAUAAAAAAUAUCAAAACUGGAUGAAAGCACAUCUUGCUGUAAAGAUUACAAAAGAAGGCAUUGAACCUUUCGUUUAUGAUGAAAUAGAACAAUUCCAGCAGAAGUGUUUGACUGAUAUUUGCAAGAAUAAUGGACUUCCUGUUGGAACCACGUGCUCAAGUUGCUGCACAGAAAAUGUUGUUGUUUGUCCUACAAAUAGAAUUUGUAAUGCAGGACGUGGGAGAUGCAACUUUCAUAGAAAUUCUGCAACACAAUAUCGCCCAUCUGGCUGCCCUAAUAAGAUAUGCCAUAAUUUCAAAAACGAAAUCCAGAGAGCUCAUCGGUUCUACGGUGCGGCCUAUAAAAACACUGAUGCUACACAGUGGUGCAGCAAUACUUGGGAAGUGGCUAAAUGUUUCAUGCCACCCGACGGAUACAAGAAUAGCACAAGUGCGACAGAGACAGAUUUCAAUGGAAUCAUCGCUGUACUCAUGAACUAUAGAGCAUUUCAGAGCAAAGUGCAUGCUGAUCUUAGCAAGCAAAAUAAUAUCUUUUACCAGUGCAGAGAGGUCAGCACACAGAUUACUCAUUGUCCUAGCAUGCAAGUCAGUGAUGCCGAUCUUCGACAUUACUUUGGUACUUUACGGAGCAUUCUGACUGACCCUGCAUAUUUGGCUUCAAAUAGAGAUGCACAGAUUGCUUUGAGGAGAUUAGUAGAGCUUGAGAAUGAAGAGCAAGUUAGUGACGACGAAACACGUUCGCCGCUUCAUUCAGAGAUAGAUGCAGAAGAAUCUGCAAAACAUCAGGAAGAAACAAGAUCACAGACAGAUUCAAGUAUGGAUGUUGAUAAGGCUCAGGAACAGAAAACAACUGUUGAAUAUCCAGAAGACAGAAGAAAAACAGAAACAAAACAUUCUGAAACAGGUUACAUCGAAAUUGGUAAACCGCGGCCUUAUUUCCCCGGUCUUUCAAGAACUAUGGCUGAAUGCAAAGCCGUUGUUGUUUAUUGUGAAGAUGGAGGGCUUAAAGUUGAAGUGGUUCAUGCCGUAGAAAAAUGUGAAAGAAAAUCGAAAAACCUUGAUCGUGUGACCAUGCAUUAUACAGGAUUCCUUGAAAAUGGUACACAGUUCGACAGCAGGUAA